AUGGAAGAUCAAGUUUUAGCUCAACUCAGAUUACAGUUUCAACUUUCCCACUCUUAGAUAUAUUAUCCUCGAUCUCUAUCGGCUAGCUACACCAGUAGCAUAGCUAAAUAUAAUGUCGCUUAAAAUCACAGCAGAGAAUUUGGCAGCUAAUGAUCAGGAUCAUCUGCCUACAGAAGAUAAGAAAACAGUAGUGAUAGUGAGACAAUACGAUGAAGAAAGAGACAAGUUGGCAGUGGAAGAGUUGGAGGGACAGUGCGAUUUCGGACAACGAGGGCAACCAUCGUUGUUCACUGACCUCAUGGGUGACCCCAUUAGCCGUAUUCGCAACCUCCCUUUACAUGUCAUGCUGGUAGCUGAAGCUGAGUGUGGAAAAGAUAGAGAAAUUGUUGGGAUAAUUAGAGGUUCUAUAAAGACUGUCACCAGAGGAAACAAAGGCUCCACCCCAUGUCCAGCUUAUGUAAAGAUUGCUUAUAUUCUUGGCCUGCGAGUUUCAUCUCAACACAGGAGACUUGGCAUUGGAACAAAACUAGUUGAGGAAUUAGAAGAAUGGAGCAGAAGUAAUGGAGCAAAAUACACUUAUAUGGCCACGGACAGUAACAACCAAGCUUCUAUCAAAUUAUUCACCUCCAAAUGCAAUUACGUGAAAUUUCGUACUCCUUCAGUUUUGGUGCAACCAGUUCAUGCUCAUUACAAGCCCAUAGCAUCGGACAUUGCCAUUGUUCGAGUUUCACCACAACUUUCCGAGUCAUUUUAUCGACGAAUUUUCGCAAACUCAGAGUUCUUCCCUAAAGACAUAAACCAUAUCCUAAACAACAACCUUAGUUUUGGCACAUUCAUGGCCGUACCAAAGAAAACCCUCCUUAAUUGGGACCCCAAAAGUGGAUCUUUCCCAUCAACUUUUGCUAUACUAAGUGUUUGGAACACUAAAGAUAUUUACAAGCUACAAGUGAGAGGCAUAUCACCUUUAAAAUAUGCUUGUUGCCUAGGGACUAGGGUUUUGGAUUCUUGGAUGCCAUGGCUAAGGGUGCCAUCUAUACCGAAUAUUUUCAAGAGUUUUGGGUUUUAUUUAUUAUAUGGAAUUCAUAUGGAAGGAAAAGAAGGUCCGAGGCUAAUGAAAAAUCUUUGUGCAUUCGCACACAAUAUGGGAAGAAAUGAUAGAGAGUGUAGUUUGUUGGUGGCUGAAGUUGGGGUUGAUGAUCCUGUUAAAGAGGCAAUCCCACGUUGGAAUAAAUUUUCAUGGGGAGAUUUGUGGUGCAUGAAAAACCUUGAAUUCAAGAAUGGUGAAUCUGAGGAUAAUUGGGUGGAGUCUCCAGUUUCUUCUUGUUCGGUCAUUUUCGUUGAUCCACGUGACUUCUAACUACGUUAAUUUGCAAGGUUUUGCAUGGACGGACUUUUGGAUAAGCUCUCCAAUUGUAUAACAACCCAAACCAGAGAGGAAAUGAUUUGGUAGAAUAUUAACAAAAUCCAAUUAACUAGAAACAAUAUAGUAAUGUCUUUUUUUUUCCUAAAGGGAAAUUGCGGUUUUAGUCAUGUAAAUAUCGGUAAAUUCUGAUUAUGAUCUUUGUGGCA
Nicotiana attenuata is the source of this 1569-nucleotide messenger RNA. RefSeq names its product probable N-acetyltransferase HLS1. The record is from RefSeq and is a predicted model, not a curated record. Bases 113 to 1357 code for a protein of 414 amino acids. Gene Ontology annotation, molecular function: acyltransferase activity, transferring groups other than amino-acyl groups. The transcript has 3 exons. NCBI's taxonomy places the organism in Eukaryota, Viridiplantae, Streptophyta, Magnoliopsida, Solanales, Solanaceae.